GCGAUACUUUUUGAACAGACCUAGUAAUCUUGCAAUAAUUUGGAUAUAUUAACUUUGUACUAGAGGCCUAAAUGUAAAAGUUUGAAUAAUUUUUUAACAAUAUUAUUAAACAGUGCGUCAAAAGGAUGGAUCUUGAAAGCCAAUUUACUCAAUUUUGAAAGUGUUAGUUUCACGUAAGAGUAAGAAUCGACCGCUUUGAAGAACUUUAUUAGAACACCCUGUAGCUGGUGCAUAUGAAAAUUGAAAAUUAUAAAAUUAGCAACAAUUAACCAUUUAUGUAUAUUUAAUUAAGCAUCACAUAUAUAACAAACAUGAUAAAUAAUUGUUAUCAGCGUUUUAGACACGCCAUUUAUUUGUUUCGACCACGUUACCGAUAAAACCCAAAUAACUAACUUCUUACCAUCAGUAGCACGUACAAAAAAUUUGAAUAGGCACAAAUACUUUACAUCUACACGUUAGGUAUGCGACGACGUUAUUUUGUUUUACUGAUUGGGUCAACAAGUGCAAUAUUGUUUCUUCUAACCACAGUCAAUCAAAACGGUAAAAAUUACGAUGGUGAAAGUAGAAGUUCAAUUAGUGUAAGCGAAAAAAUCGAAGUGUAUAGUUCAAUUGACAAUUUAAUUGACUGUAGCGACAAAAAAUUGGAUUUUUUCAUUGAGCAGCGUGGUGAAUUUUUCAUAUUUUACAAUUACGUUGUGGCAAAAAGGCAGUUUAGAUGCCAUGAAGCUGUCACAUAUACAACACAAGGGGAUGUUACAUUUCUGGACAACCUGAUACCGCUCGUAGAAAGAUGGAACGGUCCCAUCAGUGUGUCUAUUUACUCUCCCGGAGACGAUUUUAAAUUGGUCAUUGACAGCGUAGCGUAUCUCCGAAACUGUGGCAAAAGUUCGAUUAAGAUUAAGGAAUUAGUAAGCUUUCAUCUAUUCUUCGAAGCGAAGUUCACCACAAAGGUAUUCAACGAAUCUUUAGCAAACAACACCAAAAUCUACAAGGACGAAGUCAACUGUAGCAAAAACCCACCGUACUCCACUGUUAAGCAUAAGGAUUUGUUUAAAACCAAGAACAAUCUGUUGUACCCUAUAAAUUUAGCAAGAAAUUCAGCCAGGACUGCAGCCCAGACAUAUUUCGUAUUAGCGUCCGACAUGGAAUUGUAUCCUACUCCAAAUUUUAGUUCAAAAUUUAUAGAAAUGGUUUCUAAAAAUGAACAGCUGGUUACAGGAAAACAAAGACAAGUAUUUGUUCUGCCAAUUUUCGAGGUAACAAAAGAUUCAUCUAUUCCUGAAAACAAAACCGUUUUGAAAGGCAUGAUCAACACAAAGCAGGCGUUCAUAUUCCACGAGAAAUUAUGCAGGUAUUGCCACAUUGUUCCUGGUUAUAAUGAGUGGAUAAAAGAUAACGGAUCGUCCGAUUUAAAUGUCUUUACAAUAGCAAAGAGAAACAAGAAGUAUAGAUUUUGGGAACCGUUUUUUGUAGGAACGAACAAAGAUCCUCUGUUUGAUGAAAGAUUGACUUGGGAAGGUCAAAGCAACAAAAUGACACAGAAUUACAUUCAGUGCGUUUUGGACUACGAUUAUUUGAUCCUUAACAAUGCAUUCCUUGUUCAUCGUCCUGGCAUCAAGAAAGCAAAAGAACAAUUGAAACAAUUUAUCGGACAAAUUAUAAAAACCAACAAAUUUCUUAAGAACGAAAUAAAACACGAGCUGACCCUUCUAUACGGAAAUAGAACUGGAUGUGAACUUUGACCUUAUGUAACAAAUUAAUCUAUUGAUUGAUUGAUACAAAUGAAUGAUCGGCAAAAUAAGUGAACGGUUUGCAAACCUAUCGAGAAAGAAGAUGAUGCGCAAGUUAAAAAAAGAAUGAGAUUUGAAGUUUCUUUGAUGAUUGAAAACGAUCUAUAAAGCACCUGUUUCAAUUUUGUAUUACACACAAUAAAUAAUAAA
This is a messenger RNA of Agrilus planipennis (emerald ash borer), 1940 nucleotides long. Its product is annotated as beta-1,4-glucuronyltransferase 1-like. Lineage: Eukaryota; Metazoa; Arthropoda; Insecta; Coleoptera; Buprestidae. Bases 462 to 1742 code for a protein of 426 amino acids. The transcript has 4 exons. The record is from RefSeq and is a predicted model, not a curated record.